Molecule: messenger RNA, 1077 nt
Organism: Dromiciops gliroides (monito del monte)
Lineage: Eukaryota; Metazoa; Chordata; Mammalia; Microbiotheria; Microbiotheriidae
Product: pyridoxal phosphate homeostasis protein-like
Exons: 1
Coding region: 13-789 (258 amino acids)
Cellular component (GO): intracellular anatomical structure
Molecular function (GO): pyridoxal phosphate binding
Source: RefSeq, a predicted model, not a curated record
AAAGCUGCCAGCAUGUCUGCUGAACUGGGUGUCGAGCUGGCGCUGCGGGCGGUGAAGGAACGGGUGCAGCAGGCGGUGGCGCGGCAGCCCAGGGGAUCUCCCAGCCAUUCAACCCCCGUGGUGAUUGAGGCCUAUGCUCAUGGACAGCGCAGCUUUGGAGAGAACUAUGUUCAAGAGCUGUUAGAAAAAGCAUCAAAUACUAAAAUUCUAUCUUCAUGUCCUGAGAUAAAGUGGCAUUUCAUCGGCCACCUGCAGAAACACAACAUCAACAAAUUGAUUGCUGUUCCCAACCUCUACAUGCUGGAAACUGUGGACUCAGUGAAGUUGGCAGACAAAGUAAACAAUUCCUGGCAGAAGAAAGGUUCUCCAGAGAAAUUAAAAGUCAUGGUGCAGAUUAACACCAGUGGGGAAGAAAGUAAACAUGGACUCCCGCCUUCCGAGACAGUGGCCACAGUGGAGCACAUCAAUGCCAAGUGUCCCAGCCUGGAGUUCGUGGGUCUGAUGACCAUUGGGAGUUUUGGACACGACCUCAGUCAGGGACCCAACCCAGACUUCCAGGCUCUAUUGUCCUUGCAGAAGGAGCUGUAUGAGAAGCUCAGCAUCCCCAUUGACCAGGUGGAACUGAGUAUGGGCAUGUCCAUGGAUUUCCAACAUGCGAUUGAAGUGGGGUCCACAAAUGUCCGUGUAGGAAGUACUAUUUUGGGAGAAUGGGAUUACUCCAAGAAACCAGCUGUGGACAAGACCACAACAAGUGUAAAGGCCACCGUGGAGGUAGCCCAAGAGCACUGAACCAAGAAAGGCACAAGCAACUACCUGCCAAGGGCCCUGGUGUGGAAAACUUUAACUAUGCACUAACCCAAAUUUUAAUUUUCAUAUCCCAGGUUGUAGCACAAUAGUACUUUUGUUAAGACCUGGAACUCUACUAAUUAUUGUGUUGGUGGAACUCAUCUUUACUUAGCAUCUUUGACACCUUAGGGCCCAUUUAGAUCAUUGACUUAGGAUUGUCAUGGAACUGGAGAAUCAAGGCAUUUCAGCAGGAAAAGUUCCAAAUCAGAAUUAAUCUUUGAUCCUAUCCAG